Messenger RNA from Vigna angularis (adzuki bean), 3490 nucleotides. Its product is annotated as pre-mRNA-processing factor 39-2. The record is from RefSeq and is a predicted model, not a curated record. The coding region runs from base 122 to 3403 and encodes 1093 amino acids. Gene Ontology annotation, cellular component: U2-type prespliceosome; commitment complex; U1 snRNP. Gene Ontology annotation, biological process: RNA processing; mRNA 5'-splice site recognition. The transcript has 13 exons. Gene Ontology annotation, molecular function: protein binding. Lineage: Eukaryota; Viridiplantae; Streptophyta; Magnoliopsida; Fabales; Fabaceae.
CAGAACAACAGCGAGAGGAGUUGGGAACGGGCGAAAACUCGAACCUAUCUUUCUUUUCAUUCUUACUCUCACCUCGACGACGGUACUGGGUGGUGCCUGUAUUCUCUCUCAUCGUUCUCUAAUGGCACCGAUACUUUCGUCAGGUAUUGAUGGCAAUCUCAAUCUUCAAGAAGUUAUUUCUAAGGGCUUAUCAGGUUUUGAUGAAUGGACUUUACUGAUUUCAGAGGUUGAGAAAUUAUAUCCGGCUGAUGUGGACAAGAUAUGUCUGGUUUAUAAUAAUUUCUUGUCCAAAUUUCCUUUGUGUCAUGGGUAUUGGAGGAAGUAUGCUGCCCACAUGACAUGCAUAUCCACCACAGAUAAGGUUGUUGAAGUGUUUGAAAAAGCUGUGUUGGCAGCAACAUAUUCAGUCGGUGUGUGGUUUGAUUACUGCAGCUUUGGCAUGUCAGCUUUUGAGGACCCAUCCGAUAUUCGGAGAUUGUUCACUAGAGCCAUUUCCUUUGUUGGGAAGGACUACUUAUGUCAUAUCUUGUGGGACAAGUAUAUUCACUUUGAGUUUUCCCAGCAGCAGUGGAUUUCUCUUGCUCACAUUUAUAUCCAAACACUUAAGUUUCCAACCAAAAAGUUGCACCAGUAUUAUGAUAGUUUUAAAAAGUUACUAACCAUUUUGGAGGAGGGCAUAGCAAACCAUGAAUUGCAAUCAGAGACAUGUUUUGAUUGCGAAAUUCCUAUGGUUACAUGUUACAAGGAUGGUGAGAUUUAUCACAUUAUCAAUGAUAUGAUGGAUUCAUCUGUUGGAUUGACUAGUUCAGUAGCCCUAAAAAGGUACAGGGCAAUUGGAGAAAUGCUUUAUCAUAAUGCAUGUGAGCUGUAUUCGAAAAUUAGUCCCUUUGAGGCUAGUAUUCGAAGACACUACUUUCAUGUUCAGCCUCUUGAUGCAAAUCAAUUGCAGAAUUGGCAUAAUUAUCUGGACUUUAUUGAACUUCAAGGGGACUUUGACUGGGCUGUGAAACUUUAUGAGAGAUGUUUGAUUGUGUGUGCCAACUAUCCUGAAUACUGGAUGCGUUGUGUGGACUUCAUGGAAGCCAAGGGAGGAAGAGAAAUCGCAAACUAUUCUUUAGACCGAGCAACUGAAAUUUAUUUGACGAGGGUGCCAUCAAUCCAUUUAUUCAAUGCCAGGUUUAAGGAACAAAUAGGAGAUGUUUUUGCUGCUCGUGCUGCAUAUGUUCAAAGUUGUGAAGAGAGAGAUUCAGACUUUGUGGACAAUGUUAUAUCAAAAGCUAAUAUGGAAAAACGUUUGGGAAAUACAGAGUCAGCUUUCAGUAUAUACAAUGAAGCACUGAAAAGGGCCGCUACAGAGGAAAAGUUACAUGCACUCCCAAUUUUAUACAUACAUUUCUCUCGGCUAAAAUAUAUUAGUACAAAUAGUGUGGAUGCUGCCAGAGAUGUCUUAAUUGAUGGUAUCAGAACUUUGCCUCACAACAAAUUGCUUCUGCAGGAGUUAAUAAAGUUCUCAAUGAUGCAUGGAGGUACAAAGCACAUGGCUGUAAUAGAUUCAAUUAUUGCUGAUACAAUAUCUCCAAGGUCUGAUGGAUCACAAGGUUUGAGUGCAGAAGAUGCAGAGGAUAUAUCGAACUUAUACCUGGAGUUUGUUGACUAUAUCGGAACUAUACAUGAUGUAAGGAAGGCGUGGAAUCGGCACAUAAAAUUAUUUCCAGACUCUGCUCGGAAAGAUUUACAUGAGCAAUCUGCUAGGCAUAGAAAAUUGCUUAAUUUGAUGGACAAGCGUGAAGAUAUUUCUAUUGUCACUCCCAAUCAAGCAUCUAGAGAUUCUAUUUCUGAUUUGCAAGAACAUUUACAUAAAAAAGAUGAGAAAACGGCAUUGCUGAAAUGUUGUGAGAACCAGUAUGAUGCUACUAAUGGUGGAUCACUGUUGGGGAAAAAUAAAAGUACUCGAUCUAAUGAUACAGAUGCAUACAAGCUUCAAAGUAUGGAAUUAAAUGACAAAAUAGAAGAAAAUAGGAGGGAAUUUCCUCUUCCUGUUUCUGAGGAACCAAAGGAGAAUGAUCCUGAAAAUAAUGUGCCAUCUUCCCAUUUAGUGGAAGUAAAAGAGGAAUCAACCAGAGUUGUUAAGAAUUUAAAAAAUAGUUCUGAAUCUGAUGUUUCAUCAGAAGAAUUUUUGCGUCAAACUGGCCGUGGAAACCAAUCCUCACACGCCUUUCAAACACCCUCAAAUAAAAAUACUUAUUUUUCCAAGGGAAAACGUGAGGUUGAGUCUGAAGAAUUGAAGGCACAUUCUCUGACAAGCAUGUCAUCGAAAUCCCGGGAAAGCACGUGUCCUGAUUCAGGACCAAUGGUAUCUCAGGAGUGUGUAGCAAUUCCAGAAAGCCAUAAGGAAAAUACUAGAGCAAUAAUUGGUGGUCAUACCAUAAAUCAGGAGAACUCUGCUAGCACUCAAGAUUCUGGGUAUAACCAAGUUUACAUUGAAACAAAAAGCCCAUAUUCAGCACGCUACCGAGACCAGAGAUCAAGGAAACCAUUUCUACCACCUCGGUCUUCUGGUAAUAGUGGUGGAAAUUGGCAUAGAAGGAGAAAUGCCGGUCAAUUUAAAGGACCAAAAUUUGGUUAUAGGGGAAACACGGAUAGAAAACAGCACCUACGGCAGCAGCUAUCUCCACAACAGAUUCAUCCACCUGAAGGGGGUGCACAAAUGGCUGGUGCUCCAGAUUACUCCUCUCAACCUGUGUUGCAAGUUCAGCAAUGCAAUCCAGGAAAAAAUCAGUUUCAAUCUACUGCGACUACUACUGGGUUAGUGGCAGCUCAUUGUUGGCCUAUGCAAAACAUGCAGAUGCAGAACACUUCAUCUCAGUCUCAAACACCAGGCAAUGCGACAUCACUUGUAUUACAACAUCCAAUGCAAGGCAAUGACCAAUAUGGAUAUAUGCAAAAUGCCCAAGAGUAUAGUCAGUUAUGCCAAUACUAUUACUACCAGCAACAACAACAACUACAACAUUAUAUUCAAUUACAGCAGCAACCAUUCCAGAAGGAACAGUCACUACAACUCCAACAUAGUCCACUGGAACCUCUUCAACCGCAACAGCUCCAACAUAGUCCGCUGGAACCUCUUCAACCGCAACAGCUCCAACAACAACAACUCCAACAUAGUCUGCUGGAACCUCUUCAACCGCAACAGCUCCAACAACAGGUUCUUCAGCAGCAGCAAUAUUAUCAACAGCAGCAACCAUCAACCCAGUUGCAGAGCAGCAGUCAUCCUGUAGAAAACCAAGGGCAGGUAAUAUUGUCAUCGCAGAGCAAUGGAGCAAUAGUAUCGCAACAAUCAGACAGACUUGGAUCGAUUUCUUCUCCAGUUUUGGAUCAUUCUCAAGAGAAAUCUACCCAAGAGUGACAUUUUUUUGUAGAUAUGACAGAAUUUCAAUUGUAAAUACCAACUCUCAAGAGGCUAUAAAAACCGAUAGGGCAGCUUCUUCCUGCA